Molecule: messenger RNA, 1290 nt
Organism: Trichosporon asahii var. asahii CBS 2479
Lineage: Eukaryota; Fungi; Basidiomycota; Tremellomycetes; Trichosporonales; Trichosporonaceae
Exons: 5
Coding region: 1-1290 (429 amino acids)
Molecular function (GO): NAD+ binding
Source: RefSeq, a predicted model, not a curated record
AUGGUCCGUAUCUCGAUUCCAAAACUCCCAGACCGGCCUCCACUUCCGCCAGGUCCGCUUACCCGCAUGCCCGUCGCCGAGGCGGGGCGGUGGGUUGCGGGCUUCCUUCGCGGCGACAAGGACACAGAAGCUAGCCGCGCUGGUCUGAGGGAAGGCGCACAGCCUCCAGAACGGAAGGGCGCGGAGGGCACGUUGAUCGUUACGGGGGCGGGUGUCAGCGUCGACUCUGGCAUUCGCGCCUAUCGAGGGAAGGAAGGCGCAUACAUGAACCCGAACUACCACUUUAAUUGCUCCGAGAAGCUGACACCAGCCCCAUCUUCUAUGGCGAGCUUGUCGAGGACUCACCACGCGGCGAACUGUUCCGGAAACGAUGUGAGUGGGGUUGCUACUAGCUCUUUCGACCUCUCCCACGAGCUGACUCCAGACUGGGCCCGCUCUUUCCUUGGCUAUCCUCCUGUCAAAGCUGCUCAGCCGAAUCCGCUGCACAUCUACCUUGCCUCGCUUCAGGCGCUGGGGCUGAGCCACGGGCUGCUGACGCAGAACGUUGACAAUCUUCACCGCAAGGCGCUGUUGCGACUACAGGCCGUCUUCGGUGAACACGGCGCACGUGCGUCGGCCUCGAGGAUUCUCGAGCUGCACGGCACGCUCGCGAAGGUACACUGUCUGCAGAACGGCCAUGAGGGCACACGAGACGAGUGGCAAAAGAUGCUCGGAGAUCUGAAUCCGAUUUGGGACCAGGAGGCGCGAGACAUGGUGGCCGAAGGAAGAAUGCCCCGCACGAACCCGGACGGAGAUGUUGAGCUCCCCGGAGCCGACUAUGCGAGCUUUGUGGUGCCGCCGUGCUCUCAGUGCGCCGCUGUCGGGCAGGAGGGCGUCGUCAAGCCGAACGUCAUCUUCUUCGGCGAGACGCUCCCGUCCUACGUCAAGGAGGAAUCCUUCCAACUCAUUGACGCUGCAUCGCGUCUCCUCGUUCUCGGCUCGACACUCGCGACAUACUCCGCCUUCCGCCUCAUCAAGCGAGCAUACGAAGCGGGCAAGCCUGUUCUGCUCAUCUCACAGGGCCCGUCGCGUGCAGAUGAGCUCGACAUCUUCCGUAUGGACCGCGUGGCGGGUCCGGUCAUGCGGGCCGCGCUCGAGAAUCUCCUGAGCGGCCGAAACGACCCUGCGGCCCGCGCCGUGCGCGAUGUUUGGGACUCGGGCGUCAUUACUGCUCCGGGUGCUCAGCUGCCCCAGCUGCCCCAGCUGCCCCGUCUCGAGGAGCCGGCGGCGCAGAGGUCGGCUCUUGCUUAA